Messenger RNA from Pocillopora meandrina, 17047 nucleotides. The record is from the annotation of a GenBank genome assembly. NCBI's taxonomy places the organism in Eukaryota, Metazoa, Cnidaria, Anthozoa, Scleractinia, Pocilloporidae.
AUGAAAGCCCUGGAGGAAAAGGAAAACCAUCAUCUUUCACAUGUUAGUGGAAUAGAUAGUUUGUCUAGAUCUCAGCUGAAAAAGGCUGACAUAUCUUUACUAGCAUUGUAUUAGGGGUCAAGAUAUUUUUAGACUGGUAAAACUACUUUGAGCAAUGAACUGUACAAAGAUAAACAGUCACAUAUGCUGGAUGAAGCUUUUGCGCAAACAAAAGAAAUUUAUACCAAAAUAGCAACCUGCCUUAAGGCAGAUGUACGACUUGUGAUUUAUUUGACACAGAAAUAAGGCGAGAGUCAUGCAGUAUAGCUUAACACAGUGCUAUUAACUCAUGUGGAAAUAAUCAUGCAAAUUUAUAUCUGAUUUUCAAACAAUAGACAAAAGAAAUCUUAUAUCCAUAAUUGAAGAAAAGUUCUAAUUUUUCUUUCACAGCAUCUCCUAAAAAUGGAUAGAUUACUUUAAAAAUACAACUUAUCUUGGCCCCAGAAGAGAUUUUAACACCUAUUUAACUACUUUCAGCUUUUUAUGUAUGAGAUUCACAAUAUCUUCUUAUUGUGAAGACCAUUAAUUUUGCAUCAACAUAUCGUCUCACACAACAGCUUUCAAUCACAACAUGUUUUCUCUGCCAUCCCUUAUAAGAUAUUGAGGUAAUCACAUUGAUAAAUAGUCCUUGGGAUAGUAACACAAUAAUAUCUAGGAAAAGCACAAAUGCAACCACGAUUCCCCUGCAAUAAAUACACCUACACUAACCUUUCAUGUGUCACAGUGGUCAGGAGAAGGUUGAAUGUAAUUCAAUAUGUUUUCAUUAUUGCAAGCAAAAGUGAUCACAAAUGAUCAUUUCCUUAUAAUGUUCCUUUUGAAUUUAAUACUGCAGUUGGCUGCUAUCAAGAUUUAUUUUCUAGGUUUUGUGAACAAUGAGAGACACACACCAUAUAUCUAUAAUUUAGAAAUUUGCAAUUAGAAUGAUCAGCUUUCCCCAAAUAAAUUACCAACUACGAUGAAGGACAAACAAUGGAUGAACCUCAUGUUGGAAAUACCCAAGACAUGUGCUUCACAACAACAAAUUCUAGAAUUAAAAAUAAUAUAACCAAUUACACUCCUCACAGGAAGGAAAUUCAGCAAAUUAUUAUUAGCAGAAAUAUUGGAAGCCAUUUAAGUCUAAAGACUUGACUUCAUGGAUGAAUUGUUUUUUUUUUUCACAUGUGCCAUCUUACCCUAAAACAACAUCUUGUAUAAACUGCCUUUUUCUAUUCAUUAUCCAUGAAAGAACUGCUCAGAAUUGAAACCUACCUCUGGGAAAUGUCUCCUAAUUAGAGCAUAAGCAGAAAGAAUUAAUCUUUUCUCAUGAUAGAGGCUGAUUUCUGUCAGUGAUUCACUUAAUGAUAUUCAGCAGCUUAAUAUAUGCUGAUAUAAUAACGGCUUGGUGCAAAAUUAAAGCCUACAACUCUGGGCACUAAUUUUGGCUUGGCUUGAUUAGCAUAAGCUGCCAUAUGUCCUCUCCAAACACCAGCUUUAAUAUGAAUUGAAAACGUUUUGAGACAAUAAUCUCAGUUAAUGUCAUGCAAAGCAUUUUAGCAGGUUUCGUUCUGGUACCUAUUGCUUCCCUAUUGUUCAUAACAACAAAACUUAUUCAGUAUAUCAAAUUGUAACCCUGAGAGUCUCAUCAGUGAUAACUACAGUCGAAUUUACCCCAGGGAGAGACUAUUUUAGCACUAAAGAUCAAUAUGAACACAUCAAAAAAUGGUAAUACCUUCCUAAAGCCUGAUUUUCUUCCUCAAAAAAACUUCUUGCACUGACAAGCUCAAUAUUACCUUCUCUUAUUAAUUAUUCAUUCAUUGUAUUGCUUCUUUAUUCAGUAGGAGAAGCCAAACUAAACCAUGCUCUCUCAAGCUUGUAUCAACAAAUACAAAGGACUGUUCAAGAAAACUUUUGUAUUUCACAAGAUUAAACCUAAAACAAUAAAACCAGAGCAGAGAUACUAAAUCUCCAUGAAAAGAAAGCUAGAUUCUAUCAGAGGCUAGGUGUUGCUUUCUUAUUUUACACAUGCCACCUGUUCUUCAUUGUUCUUUUCAUAUGCAAAUCACUACAAUUAACCAACCACAUUAACAACCACCUUUAUGUUUGCCCGCAAAGGUCUGAAAGAGUACUGAAUUCAUUAUGGCGACUACGUCAGCCAAAACCACUGAGCCAAUGACUAUUGUGACCUCUAAUUAAUGGCCACAGCAUACAGCAGAGAAAUCCUUUGAUUUCAAAGUCAAAAUUUAUCUUGACUAAUAAGGAAUGCAUACAAAUAUUUUGUAUAAUUAGCAGAUGAAAGGAGGCACAAAGCUUAUCUUUUGAUAGCAUACAGUUUGGUUUGCUCAUUGUGAGUAUGUGUUAUUCCAAUGACGAGUUUUUUUUCUAUUGUCAGGUCAGCCUGAUCUAAGAGCAAUAAAUUUGCACACAGAUGUAUUCCUAAAUUCAAUUACCCAAAAUAGUAAUUCUUACUCAUCCAAUAGACUAACAAUUCUAAGAUUCUUUCAGGUAUUUUAAUCUAAUAAGAAUGAUUUUGUACCAAAUAAUUAACUAUUUCUAUUUACUACAAAAAGAAAAUUCUACUUUUCGACUCAAUUUUUUGAUCAAUGUUAUUGUCUCAGCACUAAUAGUUGAAGCUAAUUUAGUUAUAAAAUGUCGAUCAACACAGCUUUUUUUUCUAACUCAGGAUUGUGCCGAUUAAAUAGCUUCUUUAAAGCACAAAAAUUUCUACUUGUUGUGUUAUGAAUCUGAUUAUAAAAAUUUUAAAAAAGGUGUCCAGCUGGAAAAAAUAAUUUCAUCCUUACUAAUUUUUGUUCAAAUUCAGUCCAUCUUGCAUAAAUAUUAGUUGAGCUGAGAAUUACACUGUAAAUUUAAGAGUAAAAAAAAAAAAAGCAAUAGAGAUUCUUAAUACUUAUCACAGAAACAACUAAUAUGAAUGUCUAGCCAAUUUGACAAUUUGCAAAAUGAGACAAAGGAAACCAAUUUGUAUUGAAACUUUCAACACUGUCCUCCCUAGAUACUGCUUAAUUUCCAAAGGGGAAUUUGGUUCAGUUAUGAAUCAAGGAUUUACUUGUUUACAUUAAUUUUACGUCACAAAAUUAUUUCAAAACUAAUACAUAUUCUUCUCUUUGUUCUUAAAGCUCAACAUUGUUUCUAUAUGUAUUUCUCAACAAUCGUCUUCAAUUUAAAUACAAAGAUCGCAAAAGUUGACUUAGUAGACCAGUGUUUAACAAUAAAUAACUGUAAUUUUUAACUCUAGCGAGGCAUGAUAUUUACAUUGUCAAACAAGACACAAGAGCUGUAAGUACACAAAUUCAAUAAAGUGAUAGGUCAGCAAAACAUAAAUCCCUCCACAUGAAGGUCUUGUAAAUAUAAAAUUCAAAUCAAUUGAUGGCUAAUCAAAUGUCUGUACACAAAAUUGGCGAUAAAUGUUGGGGAAAACAAAUUAUUUGAAAAGUGAUUCAAUUUGGUGAAGAAAAUCCCUACAGAAAUGUAUAUUUCAUUUGUAAACUACAAUUGUUGUUUUGCUUUGUUUUGUCUUUUUUUUUUUUUUUUAAGGAGAAAAAAAUAGUUUUUGAAGUUUACUGUCCAAUGUAUACUGUCUGGCACUCAUUACAAAUCUUAAAUCUGAGCUUUUUAAAAUACUGAUGAUCUCCAAAUUAUUGUAAGCUCAACUGAAACAUCUACUGAGAAUUUUCUAAAAAUAAAACUAAAAAAUUCAUUACGAUGAUAGUCUAUACUACUGUCCCAUUUUCUUACAAUGUUAUGUAACUCAAAAUAUUUCCUCUUUCAACUUUCAUUUUUCAAUUCUUCUUAUCUAUUGAUAAGAGAAGCUUUCAACUCUAUCAAAAUGAAAAAAAAAUCUUCUUUAAAAGGGGUUUGAGAGAUUGUAAUUUCUAAAUAAUUAUUAAAUAAAUAUAGUUAAAAACAUAAAGGUUGAUAAGAAUUUCAGAAAUGAUAAAUGAUUUUUUUCAAAAAGGCAGAUUACAGCUUUCUUUAAUGUAAAAAUACUAUACACUUAGCAUAUGAUGCACAGCAGCCAUGUGGAAUCAAUCAUAUUUGAAAGAUAUGGUUAAGACUUUUAAGUUGAAGAAAAGGUGAACAGAUAAGUUAUCAAGACCAAGUCCUAACCCUGCUGGUGAGGAUCACCUGAAUUACUAUUUUUUUUCCUCAAUGUGUUCCUCAACACACAGGAUAACAAACAAGACCUGACAAAAUUUUAAAUACACUUAACAAAAUGCUGUGUUUAAGUCAUCUGAGCAAGUCUUACCUUGUCUGCACCUUGAUUAUCCCAUUCCUGCACCAGCCUAAUUGUUACACCAUUAGAAUCAUCCAUUGCUUCCAGGUCUCUUUGAACCUCCCGCUGACAGUUAUUGCACAGGACAACAUCUCUGCCAUUAUUUACCAAAAUUCCACUUUUUGGUGGCUGGUGAUGAGAUGGAAACGAUAUCAACUGCUUAUUUACAGCUCCAGAUGAGAGCCUUGACACUUGUUUGCAACACAGAUAACAGUUUAUGGUUGAUACCGAAUACUUUCGUAGCCAUCUGUUGGAUUCCUCAGGAAUGUCUGAACUUUCAUAAGCAUUCCACUGCAUCAUAAGGUUAUGGUAACAAAUCUCACAAGUAACAGCAGUUCCUUCACCAUCUAUAGGUUGAGCAUUGAUAGCAGGUUCUCUAGAUGACAGGAAGGGAAAGAAUGGGCCUCCAUCAUGAACACCCUUACCACUGUGUGGAUAGGAAUACAGCUUAAAAUGAAGUGUUGAGUUAAUACUGAGACCACAAAGAAAACAAACUGCAGAAAUCUCCAGAUCCUCUGUGAUUGCUGGACUUAGUUUUACUGCAUAAGAGCGUUCAUCUUGAGGUUUUUUGCUUUGCUCAAACUCUUCCCACUCUGACCUCAGUUGUUUGUAGCAUUUCUUGCAAAGAAAUGUCCGACCCUCUGCAUCCAGGGGUCUGCUAUCUUUUGGAGGUGUCAAUGAUGCUAUGAAUGGAAAGUAGAAGUUGUCUUUGAGGGGAUUGGUGUUUGGUUUAGUGUGAACAGGCCGCAAGUCAGAUUCAGAACAAUACUGACCACAAGUGUAGCAAGCAAUCUUAGCCAUUGUCUCGGUCUCUUCUGGUGUACCUCCAGCUGACUGAACCAUGACCUCAUUACGAAUUCUAUAUUCCCUUUUGUCUUCACAAAUCCCAGCAGCUUCAAAAUGUUUCCACUGUCUAUGGAGUGAUUUACGACAGCCGCUGCAAGCCCUUGUCAACCCUUGUUUUGUUAAUGGCAUGGCUCCCUCUGGAGUGGGCAGAUUGUUAAGAAAUGGAUAAUAGGGGUGUCCUGGUGUAUGCUUUCGUGAAUACAGAAAUCUUCCUGAUGUUGCAGGCUGUGUGACUCCACAGACAAAACAAACCAUGGUUGACAGCUGAGACUGCUGCUCCCUAGGAAGGGAGGGGUCAGAUCUUAAUUGGUACUGUCUCUCACUCAAUGGAGUGGAAUUCUUCUGAAAGACUUGCCAUUGACGAAAUAAAAACUUUUGACAAGCUUCACAGACAAGAACUUUACCCAGGUAGUCCAUUUGCUUUGCGAUUGCGGGAGGAACAUGUCGUGCAAGACAUGGAUAAAACGGUGUCUCGGUUUUAAGCUGCGGUCUUGUGUGUACACUUCUCAUGAAUUCUUUCGGCUUUCUCCUACUACAGAUGUAACAAGUUUCAAGGCCAACAGAACGACGAGGAAAAGCAUUUAGCGGUGAAUUCUCCACCAAAGGACCAGCUGAAUCUUCGGAAACCGGAUUAACGUUUUCCACGUCUGAAGUGGUGGCAAGAAAAUUCCCUUCCGCCGGUUCACUAUGAACAGCCGGAUACAACUCUGAACUAUCGUUAUCAAAUAAAUUCUCUCCUGCCACUGUGAUGUUGCUAUUGCCAGCUAUUGUUUCUUCGCCUCUCACUAGGUUGUUCUCAACAGGGCUUUGAGGUCUCUCUCCGCUUGAAUCAGGACCUGACCUUUUCAGCCAGUAAAUUCGCUUUGCAACUGGAGUGGCGCUCUCUUCGAAAGCAUGCCAUUGUUGAGUGAGAAAGGAAAAACACACCGUACAGGAGUCGACCUGUCCGCUUGUUUUAUCGACCGGUCGAGCACCAUCGGCAGGCACAUGAUACUCCAAGAACGGGAAAAACGGCAUCUUCUCGGAAUUUCGAGAUCUACAGUAAAGAGGCCAGUUUGCAUUAAACGCUCCACAAAUAAAGCAUAUCAAUCCACUGCCACUCGAACUUAAGCUUGGCGCCGAAUCGGUAGUCCUUUGAUCUUUUACCCCGUUUAAUUUAACCAUUGCGAUCAAAUCAACGUACUGUAGCGCCACAGAAAAACCAAGGACCCUGCAGGAGUUUCAGCACAUCCUGAAGCCUAAUCAGCGCGAACACCGGGGUUCGAUUGAGGAAAAUGCGAUUUUUGAGCAAAAAGUAGUCUCUGCUUUGUGCAUGUUGUUGAUGUUACCCACUAUGCUUUGCCGACUUGUCCACCUGGUUCAGCUGAUACAGGCAGGACACGCUACUCAAGGACAUCUUCUCAAGGAAGGAAGAAGAAUUUCCUACACACCAAUGGGCUUCCAAAACAAGUCCCAGGCAAAAAUUGGCGCGUACUGUAAGGAGUUAGCGUAAAGUACUAGCCACUGAUAAUCGAAUCAAAAUUUUGCUAUAUUUUUCUGAAUUGUAAUACGUGUCGCUUUCAAAGCGUGUUAUCUCCUUUGUUUGGCGCCAAAAAGAUGAUCACGUACGUGUUAUACUGAUCGGUCUAGGGUCACAGGUCUAUUUAAAAAACAAAGGUGACCAAUUUAGAAUGUUAACAAUAGAAAAGCUUUUAACCUCACCUAGCCAGGGAAGGUUACUGAGAGUCCCGCAUUGUCAAAAUAUUUGUUAUGGAAAAAAACCGGACUGAUACAUGAACGGAUUGUUUUAAAAUUGUUUUCUUUUCUGUACAAUUGUGUCUUAUGAACAGUUUAGCACUUCAAAUGCUUGCUUAAAUGUUAUGACGGAGAACCACUUUAAAGUUGUAAGCAUUUCGUCUGAACAAUUGCAUUUCAUUAGGGCUCGAAAUGUUCAGUUCCAUUGAUAUGUGCACGUGCUUGACUCUUCCCGGAAGUGGUUAACGAUUGAACGAUGAGCUAUGCUCUGAGCUGCAGAUCGAGCCGUUUCUGGUUCGAAACGGAAACGUUUUCAUAUAAUUUGCACAACUAUCUGUACAUUUAGCUUGUCUUCAAAAUGAUUUUCGCUUUGACUUUUCGUUAUAAUCGGUUAGCCGGUCGGAAAAACUCGAUUCUUCCCAUGAAUUGUUUGAUCCGAUGAGUCUUAAUUAGAUCCUUGAGAGACACGUGUUACUUAACUAACUAUAGAAUAUGAUAAUUUUCGAUUAGGAGAAGUCAAGAGCUUCUAAGGAGGAACAUAAAAAAUGAAAGAGAACAAUUACCACCACCAUUUUGAACGUAUAAUCGUUCAACCAAAGGAGGGGGAGGCACUUCCGGUUUCUGAGAGAUAAACCUAUCAACUGGAAAGCUCUUGUUUCACAUGAGACUGGAAAAGAUCUUUAGAGACUUUUCUCAGCAACAAGGAAGGAACUAUUACAGACUCUUGACUCAACAUCCCAGUUGCCAUUCUCGUCACAAAAAAUGUUACGUGAAUGCUUUGGUAUCUUGUGAAGCUGGAUUUUUUUGGGUCUAUACCAGCUCAGUUGUAAUUUCUAAUCGUAAGAGAAUACAUGCCAUUCCUGAUUCAUUAUCUCUUUGCACGAAAAACUGUACGCUUCAGAGUGGAAAAAUAACCCAUGUAAGGGAAAAAACGCUACAUGCUAAGCAGAGCGAAGUGAAAAAAAUGUUUACAGUUUCAUCCUCUUUCCUACGCUUUUCUCCCGGCCCGUGUGUUCAUUCCCUGAAAACCUUCUGCGUUUUGUUGUGGGGUUUUCAUUUCCACUAGGACAACUUUCGAAAGUAACCACAAACUUAUUUCCUUUGUUUUCCACAGUAAUGAGGUUGGGGGUUGAGAGAGUGCGUAGCAGCUCAGCGGUAUUCGCUAGUUUUGGUAUGCUCGAUUGUAGCUCUCAAGGCCUUCCAGAAGUUUGAUACUUUUUUCGGGCAUUAGUUCCACGUUGUUCUCGAUUAAAGUCUUCAGAGGGGUGAAAUUGUAGAGAAAAGUAUGACUUCCAGCGUAGAAAAUGAUCCAGAUGCUUUGAAGAUUUGCCCAUAUGACCCGGUCCACAAAGUGAAGGCAAAGAGAUUUCCUUAUCAUUUGGAGAAAUGUCGAAAGGUAAGGAAAAGUAACAUCACUGAAUUUUUAGCUUUAACCCUUUUGCUGGCAGGUUCCUGGGGACUUCUUGUUUUUGUAUGACGUAAGCCGACAAAUCAGGCCACAGCUCAUCACAUUUUAGUUUAACCCCAAUAAACUAUAUAUAAUUUUAAUGAGCAGAAAAUUUACAAUCAUUUCAAGACUAUUUUGUUAGAUAUGGGUCCUUGUGCACAGAAUUUGGGGCAAGAAAGGCCGAGCAUAACAAAAUGUUCCAAGUGUUAUUUGUUUUUCCUGCCCUUUUAAGACAAGACAAGUACAUGCUUGUGAGCAUUACUUUAUAUCAUGCAAAAGCAGAUUAUUUCAGAAACCAAACACUUUUUAUUCUGUCCAAUUAUCUUUAUUGCAACCAAAGUUAUGCCUUCUGUUGUAAGUCAAGGUUUGGCUUGGCAAUUUCCAAAAUUUAGAGGGUAUGUGAUAUAGCACAACUAUAUUUGAGCAACAGCUUGCUAGCGUCACUUGAAAUCAACCAAAUUACUGACCAUUGAUGGCACAAAGAACUAUAAAUAGACAAUAGGGUAAAAAUGGUUCUGUUCUUAUAAAAAAUUACAAUCCAUAGCAAACUUCAGAGUUGUCAGAAUCUGAAGAAAUACAGUGUACCAUCCUCUUCAACGAAUUCUUCACUGCUCAAUUCACUCUUGUGGUGGUCGAAAUCUCCUAUUCGUUUUCAUCAGAAAUACUUGACAAAACCUCAUUAGGUUCGUCCUCUUACACAGUCCACAGUGUCUCUUCAACUGGAAUCCAUGCAAACGUCAUAUUUAAAAGGAUAGUAUUGCAUGUGCGAUUUUUUUUUGGCCAAAAACAGUUCACAUUUGGAUGAAAACAGUGAGAAAUACGGCUACGAAUUAAGAAACGUGACUUGACAAACCAUAAUAAUCUUUACGAAAUCAAAACAACACUAUGUGAGGGUCCCCUGAGAUUUUUAACAUGGAUAGGGUCAGAGCGUACGAAUUCGUAUGUUUGCCAGCUAAAGGGUUAAAUUGAGCGUAAACAUAGGCAAUCUAGAUCGAACACUCAGUUUUUUUCUAAGGUUUAAUUUUGUUAUGCCUACUGUGCAUGCAUUGUGAAGCAUUUCUGCAUAACCCCAUUCUCAUUACAAAGCCUUAGUAAAAGGUUAUUUUUUUGCCAUUGUUGUCUUAUAAAAAAAAAUCUGGAUGCACAUUAUGAAGUAUGGGUAAUACAGAAAUUUUUCAGAGUAUUGUUGUAAUUUUCCUCAUUCUUCAAAGCAUGCUGAUAGGCAAGGUAUGAUGUCACUGGCACCUUAUUUUAUAGUUUUUUAGUGUCUUUUUAAAGUUGUCUAGCGAUUGUUUUUCUGCUUAGGGUUGCAUUGUUCUGACAUUCUCACAUUAUAUAACAAGUUAAUUCUCAAAGAAAAAUUGUGCACAUUAUGACCUUGAUCAAAAACCUGAUGCACAGUAGUGUAAGUGAUAAGACAAAAAUGAUAAUAAAGUAUCUUUGUUGAAAAUUCAACAGCAAUAUGCAAGUGCAGGAUGGACACAGUGCCCCUUUUUUGCUCGACAUGAAAUUCGUGUUGAGGAGUUAGAAUAUCACAUUUCCAUUUGUGAAUACAAGGUAUGAUGAUAGACUUUUCUGUUCAGGUGAUUACUGAAAAAAAUUUCUACAGAGCCCCAUACUAUUGUAAAACAAAUCUGUUUUCUCAAUGGCCGUGUAUUGUUUUUGUCAUUGUUUUGUCUAUCCAAGAACUGAAUGCAUAAUGUGGUAUAGGGUUGUGUGGAAAUUUUACCAUUUCUUUCAUCAAAAGGCAGUGUAGUGUUAUUUUUCUGAUCUGUAACCUGAACAGAACAAAAUGUAGGUGUGAGAGGUAUCUUAUAUCUCCCUUCAGUAUCACUGUUGAGUCACACACAAAAUUCAUAAGAAUUAAGGAAAUUAUCAUUAACACAGAAGCUCUUCAACAUAAAAAAAAUUAUCUGUUCAGCAAGAAAUGUAUAGGGGACAGUAUGGAGAAAAGACAUACUGAUGUUGUAAUGUACAAGCAAUGGAUUUGUGUUGAUGAACAUGGGAAUAGACCAGAAACAGCUCCACAUCUGAAUAAAUAGCCAGUGCUGUUGAAUAAGGCCAGAAAUUUUGCAUAGUAGCAGAAUGAUUUCCCAAUCUCUGAGGCUGGAUCAACACUGAUAUAUAAUACUAUUUAACUGUAUUGAAAGAGUUUUUUAUACUUUUCUUGAUAUUUAUUUAUUCAGUUGGAUAAGAAGUCUGUAAAAGAAUAGUAUGAUCUCUCUGUUUUGACAAGAUGGCUCUCACAGUAAAAAGAACUAUUAUUGAUGUAAAAUUGUUUUGGUAAAUGCUAUUUUAGGACAUGAUCAGACAAGACAUUGAGGAAGGUGGGUUCAGAGGACUCCCUUGUUUAUGAUUUUUCAAAGGCUUGGUUGUUUGUAAUCCAGCAUACCUAUGCAAUUUUUAAGAAUGUUUUAAAAAUAAAAAACUAAUUUUAUUUCUUAACCAGUGAAUUAUUGAAGCAACGAAUGCCACAAAGAAAAAUGGACAUUUUCUGUGAGCCUUUUAGUCUGUCACAAGCAUGCUUAUCCUUAGUUGAUCUACAGGUAUAUUUUAUAUUACAGUUUACCUUCAGUCAAUAGUGGAGGAGAAGAGAUUACAACAACCACAGCCAACCCAAGCAGUAUUACCUGAUGAAACUGAGGAUUGGGAAAUAGGUAUGUUUUGUUAGAGCUUCAAUUUUAGACUACAGUCUGGAGCUUUGCUGUCAAUUACUCAAUUGAAUGUCUUGCUUUCUGCAACCAAUUAAGUGUCACAGAUCUAUUAUACCUUAGUAGUAGAGAAUUCAAAGCUCCAAUUCUUUCAGCAUGAAAUUAGAAUCUCUUUUUUUAAGUACAUGUAUGCUUGUGUCAGUUACAGGGAAAACAUCCUUGCUCUUGAUUAUUAGACUUGCAUUAGAUGAUCUUCAUUUCCAUCUAGUGAUAACUGCGUUUGAAAAAAGUGAGUAAGUUGUAUUGUAGGAUAGGUUCUGCAAGAUAGCAGCAUAAGAGGGGAGCAUAAGUUUCCAUGUAAGCUGUACAAUGGUGGAAUCUAUCUUACAUUGCCUUCGUCUGUUUGAAGGAUUAUUCUGUCAGACGUGUGACAAAUCAUCAUCAAGUUAUCUCACUGACUUUAUUUUGUCUAAAGUGACAUUUUAGUCUUAGUAGUGUUAAUUUCAUGUGGGGAAUGUGCUGAAUAAAGUUCUUGAAUCUCAUUGGCUGACAUAGAGUGUGCUAACUGCUUUGCUUUCAUGUACGUGUCCUUUGACCCAUCCUUAAAAUUUGUUUGAAUGUUAAAAAAAUAAAUGGAAAUUUUAUUUUGACUAAUAUUGUCUUAUGUAUGUUAAUCAUCUUAUGUGAACAUUUAAAAAAACAAUUUGUAUGCAUGAUUUUUCAACAGACUUAUUUUAUUUCACUCAAAACUCAUAAUUUUAUCUCUACAAAUUUCUUAUUUUGAAAGAGUGGUGUAAUGAUUAGUCAUGCAGGCUGUAGAAGAAAGAGAAAUGAAAUUCACUUCUACCUUGUUUUGUUGAUUUCAGAGGCUGAUAGGCAACCAUUUUCAAUCCUUGCUCCUGAGCCACAAGCUGACUCUACUGAUGGAUAUGACGUUUUGCAGGUGAUUCAAGUUGUACAAGCCCAGGCUCAUGCUAAACCUAAACUUAUGGAGACCUCAGGGUAAGAGAAUUAAAUGAAAUUUUUAUAAACCAGCUCAGCUUCUCCAACUAUCAUUUGAGAAAACAGAUAAGAAAAACUGGUUGGGGAUUCACUAAAAAGGAAGAAAUUGGAGUGCCCCUUAGGCAGUGUGUGAAGUAACAUACUCUGGUAUGCAUUGCAGUUGAAUAACUUUCAUUUGCAGUUAACAUCAGAAACUAACAUGCCAUAGAGUCAAACCAUUUUCCACCAGAAGGAGGUUAUUUUCUUACAAGUAGUAGUUUUAUAAAGUCCUGAAAUGUUUUGCUAUUUUUAAUGCAGUAUGAUAUGCUACCCAUUGUUGUGAAGAGUUAAAUUUUGGUACCUUGCCUUGUGUAUUUCAGUGAGAAAUUAGGUAUGAAUGAUUGAACUUAGAGAAAUUGAAGGGGCCCCUGAAAAAAGCCCCAAGCGACAUCAGAUGGAUUGCUGGAUUCUCCUUACAAGUUUUCUCAAAUUUAACUGUGAUAGAUAGGGAGAAGUUGCUUCAAAAGUAACAUGGGGCUUUAUUCAAUGCACCUUUUCCACCUGUUACUGAAAUGAAAUGGGAGAUUGGUGAGGAGUAUGAAUGAUUGUCUUCUAAUUAUCUUUUAACACAUCACUGCAGCAUGACAGCCGCACAGAAGAAAAACUUUAAAAGAGCACAGAAAAGACAUGAACGACGAGAAGCUGAAAGGUGCAUAAAUAACAUAGAUUGAAUGAAACUUUUGUAGGUAUUUCUUGUAACAGUGAGUGGUAAAAGUUAUAUCUUCAAGGACUGAAACUAUAGUAAAAACUGUCUUUUGGCUCUUUGUUUCUCCAACUGGGAGCCAUUUUGUGGCUCUGUUACAAUCUUGGUAAGUCUUAAAUAGAGUUAAAUGACAAAAUAGAAUUACUAAUAACUUCUUAAAGGGUUAGAUUUGAGCUUUAAAGCAUUCUACUUUUUACCAGUAUAAUAAGCUGUAUAUUUUGAAAAAUUGAAUUUUUGUUCAUUUAUUUUUUCACUGUUUACAUCCUGAAAUAGUAGAAUAGUCAACACCCAACUUGCCAAGUGUCCAAUAGGCUGAUUUUUAAGUCGAGUAUUUCUUCAAAAUAUAUCAUAUAACUCACAACUUCUAAGUUGCUCAGGUCAUGAAAACUAGACAUUUAGUCAACCCUUUUAACUCCCAAAAUCUGAUUGUUGAUUCUCCCCUCUUGCUGCUACACAUUUCCUAUUAAAUUGGUCAUAGGAAUUUGGUGUUAGAUCAAGAUAACAACUUCUACCUGAUAAGUUUGAGUAUUCUCAUUACCUGUUUACAAAAUUCUGCAUGAAUAUAAUAGAUAGAAGUUACAUGUUAAUAAACUCUGGGGGUUAUAGGGUUAACUUUCUUUAGGUAGCUUUUUCUGUGGAAUGGGUUUUCAAACAUGCUAUAUGAUAUCUUUUUUUAGGGUCAAUCAAGAACCUGAAAUGACAAAUGAAGAGAGGGUACAGGCCUUAGCAAAACAGUACAGUUUACUUAGCACUUCAGGUGAGCCUGCUGUUUGGGAAAGUGAAGACUUGAAGUUGGCAACUUAUGUCUAAGAUGAGCUUUACAAAGUAAGUUCUUCCUUCUGUGUUUCUUAUUUUUUCCAGGUAGUUUCAUUGACUUCGUCAGUAUCCUGAAUCUAUACUGUCAAAAAAACAAAAUCAAUCUACCCAAAUACAGUGAAGCACCUGGAGUUGAUGGAGGCUUUGGGGCACAAUGUUUUGUGAAGGGUCAGAUAUUUAAAUCCAUGAAGUACUGUUCAACUAAGAAAGAAGCACGUCAUGAUGCUGCCAUGCAUGCUGUGCUGGGUCUCAACAUUCCUGUGGGUAAGAGACCUUGGUCAAUGUCUUGUGUAGCUUCUGCUUUAAAGUUUCAUCAUAAUGUCAUUUUGGAUUGUGCUGCCUUAAUUUUUCAAAUAAAGGUAAAAGAGGCCAUGUAUGGUAAAUGGGAAAAUCAGUUCUGAACCAACAGUUGAAACACUUAAAUUUGUGUCUUUAUUGUUAACUUAGAUUUUUGUCAGAAGAUAAAGGGAGUAAGUUUUUAAAGAAACUGUAUUGCAGUGUCAGGGAAGAGUAUAAGAGGGUAAUUUAGUGUUAUCAACUGAGUUGGAAAUGUAAAUUGGCCACCACCAUAAAGAGUUUAAAGGCUGACAUUUCAAGUGUUAGCUAAUGCUUGAAACACUCAAAACGUCAGCCUUUAAAAUCUUUACGGGGGCCAAUUUAAUUUUUCAUCUCUUGAUAACACUAAAUUACUUUUUAUUUGUAUUUUUGGUUUUUUAGUAGGUUACUCUAAAAUAAUGCUAUUGCCUUCUUGUGUCAAGUUAAAUUUAAGUUGUACCUCAAGCAUUGGCAACUAAAGGUGACACGAGUAAUGAAGAAAAACUGUUGUGCACAAUGAGUAGUUGAACAAACUUCUAAUAAUUUUGUGUCAAAUGAAAAGUGUUGGAUACAAUAACAUGUUUUGGGUCUAAUUGCAUGUCAUGAAUAAAUUUUGAUUACCCCAUAAUGGUUUAAUUUUGUUAUGAUCAUGACAAUGGCAAUAUGUCUAUCAUCUUCAAUUUUGUCACUUCGUGAUUCUUAAAAAAGAACAAAAUAAUGCACAGAUGGUAUCAAAAAGAACUGUAACCCUUGGUUAUGGAAAUAUUAUGGGUUGAAUGAUUGCUUUUCAACUAUAUUUGGGUCAAUAACUUGAAAUGUGGAUUACAAGAAUUUGGGCUCUAACUGCAUAACUGCUUGGUGGUUUUCUGAUAGCUGCAAUCAUUUUUCUGAUACGGAUAAAUUUAAAUAUUGAUUAUUUCACAUUGAAAGCCACUUUCUAUUAACUUUUUAACCAGUUGACCCAACACCCAACAAACCGAUGGCUGUAAGAAGUGCCACUGACCAUCAGAAGCUCAGAGAAACUCAUGAGUUACAGCUUCUAAAAGAGGCAGGGCAGUCACCACCCAAAGGGAGGGGCAGACCAACUGUGCAGCAGUCUGUGCAUUCCUUUUCCACCCAAGCUACUGGUCCACCAAUGUCACAGCAACCACCACAGAAUAUGGCAGCUAAUAGGUUUACUGAGGUAACACAAUUGCGGUUGCCAGUUGUUUGGAAAGGAGUUCCCAUACUAGCUUCUUACUACCAUUUUGCGACAUGCCAUGAUGUUUUACAACUUUUGUGACAGUCAUUGAUAUAAUAAUUAUUAAUUAUUUAUCUUUCUUCAUUUUACAAGUGAGUGGAAUAUAUAUAAAUUAUGUUUCAAAAAACCUGGGCUAAAAAUGGCCUAGCUUACCAAUGCAUUCUAUGCCCCUCAGUUAAUUGUGUCAGGCUGCUCAAUAUGAAUGUCUAAGGUUCUAUUUUUUCAUAGGGAACUCCUUUUUUUGGUUUUGUUUUUUGUUUGUUUUUUGUUUUUUGUUUUGUUUUUUUUUGCUUUUCUCAUGUCUGUGACAAAAAGGUAACUUCCUUAAGUAAAAAACCAGUAUUGCAUCAUUUCCUCAGUUAUUGCUUCUUGGUCACUCAUAAGACCUCUUGCUGUUAUGAAAAUAAUAAUUUGGAAAUUUUUAGGUUACUGGGCUAACAGAAGGAACAGAAAAUGAUAAUUGGACAACCAUAGGUGGGAAAGGUAGGUCAACUCUUGGACCUCUAAGAGUGAUUAGCAUCUAAUUUCUCCAUACAAUAUCACCCCUGAAUCACACAUUAAGGUAACAAGAAUGAAGGAAAUGAUCACCUGGUAAAGAAACUCUUGAUUGUUAAACAAAUCCUCCUCAUCAUCACCUUAGAUAAUAUGUGAUAACAGUCUGGAGAAUAUACAUACUGAUGUUAGGGUGUAAAGGGUUAACACAGUUACUCUUUUGUUGAUAGAUUAAUAGACAUCGGAAAAUUUACUUAACAAAAAUAGCCAGUGAGAGAAGGCCAUCAUUAACAAUAAGAAAUCAGCAAGCUUCAAGGUUGGAAUUGGAUCACACAGCUUAGGCUUGGCCCAGGUUUUGGAAUAUGUAGUGACUGUUUCUCAUCAGAUCUACUCUCCCCAUGAGAGAAUGCAGCCAAGUUACCUGGAAAGUUUACCACUCCUCGUUUUACUCCAGGGGCUUAUAGUUCAGACAUGAGUGAGCUGUUAUCCUGGAAUAAGAGACAAGUGAAAACUUAAUUCUUCAUUUUGUCUUUAUUCAGGAAUUGUCAUUGAUCUACUGAACUUCGAAUGACUUUUACUCUUUAUGGUUUUGUUUAUUUUUUUCAUUCAUCUGUUUAUGGCAGGGUUGAAGAAUCCAGUCUAUCAGCACUCCCUUAAAAUGGCAGGGCGUGGAAGGGGUAUGUCAAGGCGGUGACAAAUAUCAACUAUGGCAUCUCAUUGGCAGAGACUGAAAUCCUGACCAACGGAUUCUUCUGUGUCCUCCCUUCAAUAACUGUUGUUUUCGACUAGGGAGUAAGGUUGUAGUUCCUUGAUCUGUCAUGCAUUAUUCCCACAAUUCUCUUAAGGUGGGUGUGCUAGACCUUUGUUCCACUAGAAAGAUUGAGAGAUUCCCCAGCGAUAAGUUAGGGCAAGCUGUGUUAAAAGCCCUUCUGUUGUGUUAUUUAAAUAAGAUAGUUGCCAAUAAGUACUGAAGUUGGUAAUCUCUGAGGCAUAUAAGGUUAGAACAGUUUUUAGCAUUUUUUUCUCGAGUAUGGAAAAUUUUUGAUUUUAGGGUAUAUAAAGAUUUGACAAUGAUAAUUUUUAAGCAUUAAGUAAUGGGACAAAGGGCAAAAUUUGUUUUCUGUUUAAACAAAAGAAAGAAAACUAAUUUUUAAGGGGGAAAAUCUUUUUAUGUCAGAUAUGUAAGAAAGCAGGACUGAAGGUCUACAGGUUUUUCCAAAAGUAAUUUGAAAAGAGUUUAAUCAUAGAAUAGUCCAGUUCAAUUCAGAAAAUUGUCCAAAUGCCCAUAUUCAUAAAUACUGAUAUGCCAACAGCUUGGGGGUCAUUUAGUUUCAUUCAGAUCAAUUUAUGAAAUAAUUUCAGUUUAAUUUUAUACUUAUUGAGUUUGAGUAUUGAUAAACAAUGAGAGUAUCCUUUAUUUAGUAUUUUAGCAAUUGAACAAAUAACCGCAGUG